Nestor notabilis (Kea) is the source of this 833-nucleotide messenger RNA. RefSeq names its product glutamyl-tRNA synthetase 2, mitochondrial (gene EARS2). The transcript has 3 exons. The record is from RefSeq and is a predicted model, not a curated record. The annotation marks the transcript as partial. Lineage: Eukaryota; Metazoa; Chordata; Aves; Psittaciformes; Psittacidae. Gene Ontology annotation, molecular function: zinc ion binding; ATP binding; glutamate-tRNA ligase activity. Gene Ontology annotation, biological process: glutamyl-tRNA aminoacylation.
GUUUUCUGCAUUUGGGUGGCCUUCGCACUGCUUUGUACAACUACAUUUUUGCCAAAAAGCACCAGGGGACCUUUAUUUUGAGAGUGGAGGAUACGGAUCAAAACCGAGUGGUGCCUGGAGCUGCAGAAGGAAUAGAAGACAUGCUGGAUUGGGCAGGUAUUCCCCCUGAUGAGAGUCCUCGGCGCGGCGGCUCCUUUGGACCCUACCAGCAGUCGCACAGACUGGAGCUGUACCGCAGCGCCAGCGCCGAGCUGCUGGAGCGGGGCGCGGCGUAUCGCUGCUUCUGCACCCCGCAGCGCCUGGACCUGCUCAAGAAGGAGGCUCUGCGCAGCCAGCAGAGCCCGCGGUACGACAACCGGUGUCGGCACCUGACGCCCACCGAAGUGGCCGAGAAGCUGUCACGGGGCCUCGACUGGGUGGUGCGCUUCCGGCUGGAGAAGGGGGUGGAACCCUUCCAGGACCUGGUCUGUGGCUGGACCAAGCACGAAGUGGCUGAGGUGGAGGGUGACCCGGUGAUCCUCAAGGGGGACGGCUUCCCCACGUACCACCUGGCGAACGUGGUGGAUGAUCAUCACAUGGGCAUCAGCCACGUCCUGCGCGGAACCGAGUGGCUGACCUCGACGUCCAAGCACCUCCUUCUCUACAGAGCCUUUGGCUGGGAUCCCCCUCAGUUCGGUCACCUCCCGCUGCUUCUGAACAAGUAUGGGGGCAAGCUGUCCAAAAGGCAGGGGGACAUCUUCCUGGAGCGCUUUGCUCGGGAUGGCUACUUGCCAGAGGCUCUGCUGGACAUCAUAACCAACUGCGGCUCGGGAUUCGCAGGUAGUGACAACAGG